Molecule: messenger RNA, 5372 nt
Organism: Syngnathus typhle (broad-nosed pipefish)
Lineage: Eukaryota; Metazoa; Chordata; Actinopteri; Syngnathiformes; Syngnathidae
Product: tubulin-specific chaperone cofactor E-like protein
Exons: 9
Coding region: 196-1698 (500 amino acids)
Biological process (GO): poly(A)+ mRNA export from nucleus; protein folding
Cellular component (GO): nucleus
Molecular function (GO): alpha-tubulin binding; RNA binding
Source: RefSeq, a predicted model, not a curated record
UGCAUAAAGACGUUGCCCCCCGAUCUCGAACCAAUGCGUGGAAGACAACAAAUGACGCCACUUCCGGGUUACUGGGAAGAGCAAAAGACAGCUGGGAUGUUUUCAUCAAGGGGCAUUGAAAGUGAUUAUUAAAGCACCAGCAGAAGACAGCAGUGAAAAAAGUCAAAACGAAGGAAAGAUUUUUGAGACAGAGCAAUGGAGUCACCAGUGUGCCAGGAUGGCCGAACGUUUAUGGAGGUGAUCAAUGAAAAGUACAGUCCAGAGAACUUUCCGUGCCGUCGAGGCUUGGGCAUAGGGGUAGUGGUGCUGCCCACUGCAUGUCCCCAAGGGUCCCCCAUGAAAGACCGCUUGAACUUGCCCAGCGUGCUAGUGUUGAAUGGAUGUGGAAUCACCAAGGCAGGAGACCAGAGUGAAAUUGCAGCCUUUUGUGCCCACGUCAUGGAGCUGGACCUGUCCCAUAACAACUUUCAAGACUGGCAUGAGGUGCUGUCUCUGGGUCUGUUCAUUUAUUCAUUUUCAGUAUUUCCAGAGAACACGGAAAUGAUCAAAGACAGGGUGAUGCAUGUUGUAAUAAUUGCACAUGGCUCCCAUGUCGCCCAUGAGCUCAGGUUUUUUUUCUUUUCUCCGUUUUUUGUUAGCACGCAAUCCAGUAGAAACAGAAAAAAAACAUGUCAUAUCGACACUACCUCUUUUCAGAUUGGAAAAAUUGUUUCAAACAUCCCCAAUCUGGGAUUUCUUAAUCUGAGCUCCAACCCGCUAGCAGGGAUGACCCUUGAGCCGCAGUGCGCUGAAGCCUUUUCUCGGGUCCGGCGCCUCGUCCUUAACAACACCCAAGUGUCCUGGGACACUGUGAUGCUGCUCACCCGUGAGAUCCCCGAGCUCGAGGAGUUGUUCCUGUGCCUUAAUGAGUACAGUGGCGUGCGAGCCUCCAGUGUGGUCUGCCCUAGCCUCCGCCUGCUGCACAUCACAGACAACAAUCUACUCGACUGGGGUGAAGUACGCAAGUUUGGAUCAAUGUUCCCUGGGCUGGACACUCUGGUCAUGGCCAACAACAAUUUAGCGUCUAUACAGGACAGCAAAGAUAUCCUGCAACGGCUCUUCCCCAACCUUCGCAGCAUCAACCUCCACAACUCAGGUCUUAAUCGAUGGGAAGACAUUGAGAAAUUGAACUUCUUUCCUAAACUGGAGGAAGUGCGAUUACAAGGCAUCCCCUUACUGCAAACAUACACCAACAAGGAGCGGCGCAGCCUGAUGAUUGCGCAGCUUCCCUCUAUAUCACUGCUGAAUGGAAGCCUUGUAACGGAAAGCGAGAGAGAAGAUGCCGAGAGGUUCUUCAUCCGUUACCACUUGCACUGUCCUGAGGAGGAACUGCCUCGCCGAUACCAUUGUCUGGUAAACAAGUAUGGGAAGUUGGAACCUCUGGCUGAGAUCGAUCUCCGACCACGCUGCCAUGCUCAAGUUGAGGUUCACUGUGAAGAAAAAGUGGAACAGCUAAACAUCCGUUUAGACCAGACGGUGGCCGAGCUGAAGAAGCAACUGACGUCAGUAGUGCAGCUUUCCACCAACAGCAUGAGGCUCUAUUACAUCGACAGGAACAGUGCCUUUGGCCCGGACGAACUCAAGUACAACACGCGAGCUCUUCACUCUUAUAAUAUCCAAGAUGGUGAUGAGAUACUUGUUGUGCCCAAGUCCAAGUGAACCACUGACUUGCACUUGGCUAUUUUCUUUACUGAACAUUUAGUUGGAUUAAUUGGAGAUUGGAAAAUGAUUACAAAAUGUAUGUAUAUCUCGAGGCUCCGAAGCCUGCGUGAUAAUAUGAAGAGUCGAACGAGGAUGAGUUUCAUCUCGGUUUCUCAGCAGUGGACCUCAGGUAAGCUGCUAGGUUGCCACUUUGGGUAGGAUUAUGUCUUUAUUUACUGUAUUAAGUUAUAGUUUAUGGCAUUCGCAAAGUGCAGGAAAUGGAGGACGGCUCGAGAAAGGAAACUUGCAGGCAGCUCUGAGCUUCUGGUGGGAUGGCACUGCCGCAGCUUUCUAUCUGCAUGAACGCACCACAACUCCAUCGGCGAGUACACAUCACUUGUUUAACUAAAUUGCGGCAAAAGCUUCAGUGAACCAUUACGAAGCACUACUGCUGAGUUGAGCUGAUGAUAGAAAAAGUGUUGAGAACAGUAUUGUUUCACAAUUUCACAAUUGUGACUUAAACAGCAUCUGAAAGACAUCUUCAUCCAUUUUGUCCUAUCGUGGUUUAUUUAAUGGCGGUGGCGCAAAACCAUGUUAAAUGUUUCUACCAAAAUAGAUCAUUCUGUUCUGGGAUGAGAAAAAUCUUAAUGGAUGGAUGUUAUUUAAAAAUAAGACAUACAGUGGAACCUCGAUUGUGUGAUUUAGUAUGGUCCAAAAAAGUCCGACUGAAAUCGAAUAGUAUGGCACCCAAAGCUAUAUUUCCCAUAGGAAAUAAUGUAUAUCCAAUUAAUGUGUUCCAGACACCUAAAAAUAUGAACAAAAACAUUUUAUAGCUUGUGACUACAUCGUUAUAGACAAAAACAAUGUGAAGUAAAUAUAAGGGACAACUGGAUAGGAGAGAUGAACAUUUAACAUUACUUUUAACUUCUUUCUUCUUGAAUUCUACGGUGUUGGCACAGACUUUUCUGUUAUAUUGUGUAAAAAGAGUUCAACAGACAGCCUGGCAUAAUCCACAAUGUAAGCUUUUAUGAACAACUCAAGGCAAUGACAACAAUUCCGCUCUGCUCAGCAACAAUUAGAGCAUUUUGAUCAUCAUAAGUGUAACGUCCUGUUAAAUGUGAAAAGUGAACCAGUAUAUUAUACAAUUCAUCACACUUGCUUUGAUGGCUAUUGGCAGUCGCACUCAAAUUAUUUAUUCGUUGAGUGAAAAUGAAACACCGUGAGCAACUAUUAUAAUACUGCAUGCUUUCAGUUUUGACAGGAUGUUACGUCAAUGUUGCCUGGGCAUUACAAUUGACUUGGGAGAGUUAUUAUCUUGAACAUGCAUCCAUUUUAGGAAAUACUGUAUGGAAAAAAAAAAGGCAAGCAAGGUUCCACUGUAUUCUAUAUACAUUGUAUUGUUUUGGAAUUGAGCUGAAAAUCAUUCCCGCAACUCUGUGAAAAAGUUCUAGCAUUUAGUAUCAUGACACCAUUCUUUGUGAGCUAAAGGUCCAUAGAUUACUUAUCUUUUAUCAUUCCUAGAAAUUGCAUAUCAUGCAUAUUUAAUUUACUGUCAAUGGAACAAAUGGAGCAGACUGACUCAAACCACUAUGGUGGUUUCAAAGAGUACACCUUUGUAAAGACUAGAAAACUUAGUGAGUCCACUCCGUUUAACAUCACAGAGCUGGCCCAAUCUCUUCUCAUAGUUUUCUAUGAGAUGUAAAAAAAAAUCAAAUGUCAUGAAGCGACCAUUCAGGUGUUGUGUGCUGCCCUCUAUAGGCUUUGCCUCAAAAGUCAUUGACGUCUAAACUGUGAGGUUCACUUGGACCUUCCAAUCCAAUGAAAGCCUGUGCAGUUUGAAUCUCAUGACAUCUAAUUUACCUACUUGUACAACCUCUUAUUUGUUUUUUGAGGAGUAGCACCAAGUAUGGUAUUUUUAUGUACAUUUUGAGAAUUAUGAUUUAAAAAAAAAACACACCAAAAAUAUUGGAACAGUGAGACCAGUUCCUUUAGUUUUGCAUGACAAUAAGAACAAUAUUACUUAGUUAAUGACUGUGUAGAAACUGGGGGAAAAAACUAACUGCACUCUUAGAUAAGUCCAUGAAAAAGGAAUGUCUUGGUUCUCUAAAUCUGCUCAUGGUUGUUAAUGCUCAGAUUUACGUUCCUCCAUGUUGCUGCUCUUCAUGUUUUUUGUCAGGAACUUUUCCCCACCGCAAACGCCCCCAAGAUUUCAAUCUUUCAAUAUAUUAGCGGCAGUUGACUUUAGCUCACUCUUUCUUUUCAUGUAAUCCACAGAGGUUAAAAAAAAAAAAAAAAGCCUAUUUUUACAAAAUAAUCUUUUGAAAUUGAUGGGAUAAUUUGGGUAAAAGUCAUUUGAAGAAAAAGAUAUUGAUGCAAAUAUGGAUUCAUCUACCCAAGUACAUUAAGCAUUCUUUCCCACAACUGAGACUCAUGUUUAUAAAAAUGCAUUCAUGGUUUGACAUAAAUGAACCAGACUCACUGUUUCAAUACUUAUAAAAUGUAACUACUUACUAUUUCAUCUUUAAACCACACAAACUAAUUUUAGAUGCUCUUCUUUCUAGUGUCACAUUCACCUGCUUGCCCCCCCCCCCCCCCCCAAAAGAUGACAUUUUGUUAGUUCUCAUUGAAUAUUUGAUUUUCUAUUUAUUUGAACAACUGCACUAACUAGCAACUAACAGUUCCUGGUUGUGAGCAGUUUAAUAACUAUGCGAAUACAUGCUGCAUUCAAAUCAUAUAGAUGUCGCUGAGUUCUGGGAACCUUUGAUAAACACUGCUUAUUUUUGGUAUGGUGUUUUAUACACCACCCUAUCCAAUGAUAUUUGCUUUAGAACUUAAUAAGAUUAUACAGUAUUUUUUAUUUAAUCAUGCCAGUGCUGUAACUGAAUAUCAGGAAAUAUAAUCAAUAAAGCUAAAGUGUAAAGGUAUGGCACUUGCUUAGAGCAGGUCCAAUGUUAAUUUUUGAGUUAGUGAUAGUAUAACGUGAACCACAAGUUCUUGCACAGUGAGUCCAAUACUUAAAUGCAGCAUCAGCAUCUGAGUGUAGAUCCAAUAGUAGUGUUAAUGAGCGAGUGAUUAGUGUGAUGCACACAAAUAUUUGCUGGAUGGAUGUUUUUUUGCAUCAGGCAUGUUUAUUGAUUAUGAUAUGUUUGCAAGGAUGGUUUUAGUGCUAUUCCUGCUGAAUAAACUUCACCCAAAUUUUGUAAUGAGCGUUGACUAACUGGUAGCUGCUACAUAGUACUUUUUUUUGGUUUUAUUCUUUUUUUUUUUUUUCAUUUGUUUAUUUGUAUGUAUGUUCCUUUUAAAUCACUGUACUUUCUCCUGGAACCACAUACACGGUCAACCCUGAAAUGCUUGAAUGAAAAAACUAUAUUAUUAAAGAUUCACAGUCAUGUAGUGAAAUCUAAGGUAUUUAGCAUUUACUGCGGCUUCUUCAUUAUUUAUGGGUGGGGAGAAAUUUAAUUGAUAGUGGUCCAACAGUAUUACCAGUCUGCCACAUUGAGGAAUAUGACCAUGAUGUUAUCUAAUGAAAAUGACUAUUUUGCACUAAAUCAUUAUAGUUAAUGAAAUACACCUACAUCAAUGUAUGGAGCCUCAUCUAUGAUUUUUUGUUGUUGUUUAGUUUAAAAAAAAAAAAAACGAGUGAACGUGUGUGAAACAUUUCACAAAUGCAAAUAAAAGAUACUGCCAGAUCA